Molecule: messenger RNA, 2364 nt
Organism: Schistosoma rodhaini
Lineage: Eukaryota; Metazoa; Platyhelminthes; Trematoda; Strigeidida; Schistosomatidae
Source: the annotation of a GenBank genome assembly
AUGCCUAAUAUAAAAGGAUCUAUCGAAAAUUUACGUCGUCAACUACGUUCAAUUCGAUUUAGUUAUGAUGUCAAUUUCCAAGGUAUGGUGUUGGGUCAGUCAUCUGCAUUUGUUGAAUUUUAUCGGCAUUUACUCUGUGAUUAUAAUGCAAAAGUCACCAGUUACCUAGUUGAACUUGGAUUUGGAAUGCUCGGCACAACAGACAGUAGAUUUAUGGAAGUGCUUUAUCGUAUUCUUCGAGAUCUUUUCUCUUAUCGACCAUCGAUAACAAUGGCACAAUUUUUUGUGACUGGAUUUGCAGAGCGUAAGAUUGAAAUGGCUACCACUGUUGCUUUACAUAUAGGAUCCUUAAUUAAACAUCAGGAUAAGAAUAGAAUACAUUCCAAUUAUCAUCAUCAACGACAACACGAGAGCCGUCAUCAUAAUGAUCAGCUGAAGGUUAAUUCAAACACACAAAUACCUUUAGCAUUGCCUGGAGUUUCAUUGCAUCGAUCAAUUGAGCGAAAUGUUGAAAAAUCACUUGUUUCAUUUAAUAAUAAUAACAAUAAUAAUGAUAAUAAUAUUGGAUUCUGUAGAAAAAUUGUACAUUCCAAUGAGAAAAAUCCUCUAAUGUAUAAUGAUUUGUCGAACGAAACCAAUUGUACUGUUUUAAAUGGUAAUAAAACAACUGUUCAAGGUAGAGAAUGUUCACAAGAACCCCAUAACUAUAGUAAUGAUCGUAAUGUAAAUGGUAAAGAAGCAAAGUUUUACAAGACAAAAACAGCAAAUGCUGAUCUUAAUUCACGUGAUCAACAUAACAAAUUCAAAAAUGAAUAUGCUCAGUAUGAACACAUUUAUCAUCCUUCUCAUUCAUUGGACAAUAACAAUCCACGACGUUGUUAUACAUCUCAUACACUAUAUGAAAAUUGCACAAAAGUAUCCGAUCAUAAAUUGACCGCUACUGCUACUACCGGAUCCGUCAGUACGAUGAAUGUAACUUCAAUGGUACCAAUAAGAUCACUUGACGCCCUAAGUGAUUUGAAACAACACUCAAAAGAGAAUUAUGAUACAUCAUCAUUUAAAGAUCACUAUAAUAAUACUAAUGAACAUUUAUUAAUCAGUGGUAAUGAUAUUCCCUCAGUGAUUAAUCAUCAGGAUAAUCAAUCUAGUUUAAUGAAUCAUGAAGAUCUUCGAAAUAUAAUGAAUUCAUUGUUCCAAUUAACCGGUAAAGUGAAUGGUAUGCUUACACGUAUAAAUAAAUUAGAGAGCAGACUAACAAAUGUUGAAACUGAUUGUUCGUUUAAUCAUCGUUCAAGAACAUAUAGUGGAAAUACUGUUGGUUCAAAUCAACAUCUCACGGAUUCAAUUGAUAUAUAUGGGAGUAGAAAUAUUGUCAAUCCUACUAGUUUACUUCAUGUUGUUACAGGAAAAUAUAGUAGUUAUUUGCCCAUGAACUCAACAAAUUCGCUUCUUGUCACAUCUAAUAGUGGCAGUUCUACGUCGGAUACGUUCAAUAAAACGAUUGGAACAAAAACAAAUACUACCACGAAUACUGUAAUGUCAUCGUUAACAGUGACGACGGCGACAACAACAACCAACUCUUACAGUGUUACAUCGUAUGCAGAUCGUCAUAUUCUAAAUCAUAAUAAUAAAUUAUCUGAAUCUUUCUUAUCAAAACCUAAAUAUUCGACAUCAACAAAAUUGGAUUUAGAAGAUAAUAACGAUUAUCACUAUUCAGUUGCUAGUAAUCAAGCUAUAAUGAAUAAAACAGAAAAUCAGAACGUGAAAAUUUCUAUAAAUGAUAAUCAUCAAUCUAUCAAAAAUGUUCCGAAUGCUUUUAAUUCAUUUCAUGAUUCAUAUAAAUUCAAUGAGAAUUGUUAUGACUUAUCAAGUCGGAAUGGAAUUUCGGAAUCCGUUCAUUCUAAAUAUGCUGACUCCUUGAAAACUAUCAAUCAUCGAUCAUCUAGAUUACUUGAUCUAAAUACUUGUUCACUGGUCGAUUUAGAUCUACAAUCUGAAAUUCAAUCCCCUUCAUUCGGUCGUAAUAAUUCGGCAUUACCUUAUUGCCCUAAAUCAUCUGCCGAAUAUUCUGUCAGACAUGACACAUCUAAUCCAUCUGAGAAUUCUUAUGGUCAGAAUAAAAUGAUGAUACCUUCGUUGCCAUUAAAUUCAUCACCUAAAUCUGUUGAAUCAAAGAUUCCAACCAAUCAGAAGUCAGAGGCUUCAUAUCGUGCUCAAGUGGAACGUAUAACCAAUAUGCUUGCCGAAACACAAAAUCUUCUUCAAGAGCAUCCUCCUGUUGUUAGAAUGAACGAAAUGCUUAACAGCAACAAUAAUAUCACAACCAAUGAUGAUAGUAAUAAUGCAGUUAUUUUAAAAGCAUAA